Molecule: messenger RNA, 2452 nt
Organism: Triticum dicoccoides
Lineage: Eukaryota; Viridiplantae; Streptophyta; Magnoliopsida; Poales; Poaceae
Product: dolichyl-diphosphooligosaccharide--protein glycosyltransferase subunit 2
Exons: 19
Coding region: 72-2138 (688 amino acids)
Biological process (GO): protein N-linked glycosylation
Cellular component (GO): oligosaccharyltransferase complex; membrane
Source: RefSeq, a predicted model, not a curated record
CAUCCGCCCAGUCUCCUAAACCCCUCCCCUCCCCCUCCCCUCUCCGGCCGGCGCCGCCCGCCACCGCAGCUAUGGCCUGGAGGCUGCCGCCCCUGGCCGUCCUCCUGCUACUCGUCGCCGCGGCCGUCGCCCCCCUCUCCUCCGCCGUCCGCCCGGUCUCCGAAGCGCACAGAUCCGUCGCCGCCGAGCUCUUCGCCGCCUCCCCCGACGACUUGGAGACGACGUACGAGGCGGUCAGGACGUUCAAGAUACUCGGAGUGCAGAGGGAUAAGGGCCUUGAUGGCAAGGCCUGCAAGCUCGCCGCGGAUAGGCUGUCUUCGUCCUCGUCGCCCGCCAAGGAUCUGUUCCACGCGGUCCAGAUCGCUGGCGUUCUCGCAUGCAGCGUCGAUGCCGGUGUUUACGAUGACGUCGCGUCGAGGCUUAAGGCGGUGAUCAAGGACACCAAUUCGCUGCUGGAGUUCUACUAUUCUGUGGGAGGGCUGCUCAGCCUCAAGGAACAAGGCCACAGUGUUGUUUUGUCUGAUGCCGAUAGCACAUUUCACGCAAUUAAGGCACUUAGCCAAAGUGAUGGGAGAUGGCGCUAUGACACCAACAGUGCUGAAUCCAGCACAUUUGCUGCUGGUAUAGCACUAGAAGCAUUGGCAGGAGUUGUUUCACUGUCUGAUGCGGAGGUUGAUCCGUCUAUGAUUGGAGUCGUUAAAAAUGACAUCGUGAAACUAUUUGGCACAAUCAAGAGCUAUGAUGAUGGAACCUUCUAUUUUGAUGAGAAGUAUGUUGAUGGUUCUGAAUACAAGGGCCCUAUAACAACUUCUGCUUCAGUAGUACGUGGUGUCACCUCCUUCGCUAAUGUUGUUUCUGGGAAAUUGAACAUCCCUGGUGAGAAAAUACUGGGCUUGGCAAAGUUCUUUCUUGGUAUUGGGCUCCCAGGUAGUGGAAAGGAUUGCAUUAAUCAGAUUGAGUCCUUGUCGCUCCUGGAAAACAAUAGGAUCUUUGUUCCUUUGAUCCUUUCACUUCCUUCCAAAGUACUGUCACUGACCUCCAAAGACCAGCUUAAGGUUGAAGUAACUACAGUGUUUGGUUCUGCGGCACCUCCGCUCAGAGUGGAUCUUGUGCAAGUCUUGGGCUCUGAUUCCAAGGUCAUCACCACUGACAGCAAGGAACUUCAGUUUGACCUCGACAACAAUGUUCAUUACUUGGACAUUACUCCAUUGAAAAUAGAUGUUGGGAAGUACUCGCUAGUUUUUGAGAUUACUCUUCAGGAUUCAGAACAUGGAACUGUUUACACUACUGGAGGGAGAAACACCGAGUCUGUCGUUGUUACAGGACUGAUCAAAGUUGACAAGGCAGAAAUUGGAAUUUCUGAGAAUGAUGCUGGGAGUGCGGAGUCUGUCGAAAAGUUAGAUCUGCUGAAAGAUACAAAAGUUUCUCUCUCUGCGAACCAUCUGCAGAAGUUACGUCUAUCUUUUCAACUAUCUACACCACUUGGACGCACAUUUAAACCUCACCAGGUUUUCUUGAAGUUAAAGCAUGAAAGCAAGGUUGAACACUUAUUUGUGGUGCCAGGUUCUGCGAGGCAAUUCAAAAUUGUUCUAGAUUUUCUUGGAUUGGUAGAGAAAUUUUACUACCUUUCGGGAACAUAUGACCUCGAGCUUUCAGUUGGUGAUGCUUCAAUGGAAAAUUCGUUCCUACGAGCCCUUGGCCAAUUGGAGUUGGACUUGCCGGAGGCCCCAGAAAAGGCCCCACGUCCUCCGGCACAAGCUGUUGACCCGUUAGCAAAGUUUAGGCCACAGAAGGAGAUAGAACACAUAUUCCGUGUGCCAGAGAAGAGGCCACCGCAGGAAGUCUCCCUUGCAUUUACUGGCCUCACGCUCCUCCCUUUCAUUGGGUUCUUGAUUGGGCUUAUGCGUCUGGGAGUCAACUUGAAGAACUUCCCUUCCCUGCCAGGACCAGCUGCAUUCGCAUCACUCUUCCAUGCCGGAAUCGGAGCAGUACUGUUGCUCUAUGUUCUCUUCUGGGUUAAGCUGGAUCUUUUCACAACUCUGAAGUACCUCAGCUUCCUCGGCGUGUUCCUUGUGUUCGUCGGCCAUAGGACCCUUUCUCAUCUUUCCAACACGGCAGCAAAACAGAAGACUGCUUGAUGGGAAGAUGCGAAGAAUGCGUGAUCAUCAAUUUUCGGGCAGUGGCAGUUGCUUGGGUUCUGCAAAUGCUUUUGCUUGAGAUCCUGACCGAGUUCUUGCGCAACUUGAGUUUUGAGGGACAACUGGGUGUCAUUUUGUAGUGGGUGCCAAGAAUCCUGGUACUAGAGAAGUGGUAGGACCUCGCCUUCUUGUUUUAUGCACCGAUGUUUACUGAAGUGGUAGGACCUCACCUUCAUGUAUGAUGCAUUGAUGUUUACUAAAUAGGCUGGACUUGUUAAACAUAGAAUUAAUAAGAUCAUAUUCUUACUCAAAAA